AUGGCCGCCGCCUCGCUGCCGCCCUCCCCACCCCACGCAAAGCGCCCCAGGAUGUCCUCUUCCUCCGACCCGGAAGCCGAUUCUGAGCCCACCUCGGCCUCCGCCGCCGUUGAGGGUGCCGAUCCUGCGCAGCGUCGCCCCAAGUACAAGCGCCGCAAGGUCGCCAUCCUCCUCGGGUACUGUGGCGCGGGGUACCAGGGCAUGCAGAAGAACCCGGGCGCGCGCACCAUCGAGGGGGACCUCGAGGAGGCGCUCUACCAGGCGGGCGCCGUGCCCGAGGCCGACCGGGCCGCGCCGCGCCGUUACGACUGGGCACGUGCUGCGCGCACCGACAAGGGCGUCAGCGCCGCGGCGCAGGUAGUGUCCGGGCGCUUCUACGUCGACCCGCCGGGCUUCAUUGAUCGCUUGAAGGCCCAGCUCGCGCCGCAGAUCCGCGCCUACGGCUACGUGCGCGUAACCAACUCGUUCAACGCGAAGAAGUUCUGCGACCGCCGGAGGUACCUGUACCUGCUCCCCGUGUUUGCUCUUGACCCCAGCGCGCACCCGGACCGCGAGGCCGUCAUGGCGAGCAUGGGGAGUGGGAGCGAGCUUAGCAAGUGCCUGGAGUGCUCCGAGAGAGGCAGGAAGGUGCCUGGUGUCAUGGGCCGGGAGGGGAAACUGCCCAGCCCCGGGCAGAAUGCUGUUGAUGCUCCCGUGGAGGGAAGUGUGGCCAGCCAUGACGAAUCUGGAACACUUGGGGAUGCAAAAUGUGAUCAUGCAAGUUCAGAUGGUGGUAACCCAUGUGCCCAUGGGGAGGUUGUAUUGAACAGCAAGGAGAAGCUUGAUUUGCCGGUCUCUGGUGAUGGAACUGAAGUUGCAAAUGCUGAUGUGGGAUCAAAUGGUGCCGGUGAUGUUGUACCAUCAGCUAAUGCAGAUAUUUAUAUUGGCAAUGAGGAGAAGAAACUUGAGCCUGUAGCUACUGAAGAGAAAGCGCAAGGUAUUGAUUCCGAGAAGAGCAAUGGAGAAGAGAAGCCGCCAACUAAGAGCACCUUUUCUUACACUAAUGAAGUGAAGGAGAGGUUCAACAGGAUUCUCAAGUACUAUGUUGGGACUCGCAAUUUUCAUAACUUCACCACAAGAACUAAAGCAGAGGAUCCUGCAGCAAAAAGGUUUAUCAUUUCCUUUGGCACCGAUCAUGUUGUCAGCCUGGAUGGGAUUGAUUUUGUCAGGUGUGAAGUUGUUGGACAGAGUUUCAUGCUCCAUCAGAUCCGGAAAAUGAUUGGUCUUGCUGUAGCUGUGAUGAGGAACUGUGCACCAGAAUCAAUUUAUGAUGUCACCUUUCGCAAGGAUGUCAACCUUAAUGUACCUACUGCACCUGAGGUCGGUCUGUACCUAGAUGAAUGCAUGUUCACAUCAUACAACAAGAAAUGGAAGGAUUCACAUGAGGCAGUUUCCAUGGAACCUUAUUAUGAGGAGGCUGAAGAGUUCAAGGUCAAGUAUAUUUUCACUCAUAUUGCGGCAAUGGAACACAAGGAAGGAGCUGUAGCUUUGUGGUUGCACUCAUUGAACCACAGAAAUUAUCCAGAUUUCCGCUACAUGGAAACUGCUGAGCCCAAGGUUGGUGCUGAAGUUGAGAGUAUUGAUGCUGGUGCAGAGGCCAAGGUUGGGGCUGAAGUUGAGAAUAUUGAAGAAGCAAAAAUGCCAAGCGAUAAUCUAAGUGAGUAA
Molecule: messenger RNA, 1704 nt
Organism: Miscanthus lutarioriparius
Lineage: Eukaryota; Viridiplantae; Streptophyta; Magnoliopsida; Poales; Poaceae
Source: the annotation of a GenBank genome assembly